Molecule: messenger RNA, 1560 nt
Organism: Moneuplotes crassus
Lineage: Eukaryota; Ciliophora; Spirotrichea; Euplotida; Euplotidae
Source: the annotation of a GenBank genome assembly
UUCUCCAAAGUGAGCUUCUUUUAAUACAAGACUUCUCCUUGAGCUCGAAAUUUGGCUUCUUUAGGAUUUUUAAUUUCCUCCAUGAGUCUAUGCUUUUCAGAGUUCCUUAUCUUUUAUUCUUUUUCUAGUACUAGUAAAAGCUCAUUUUUUCAGAACCAUCUCAGUUGAGGAUGUAUGAGGUUGGUAUAACAUGUGAAUUGCAUUUGAAAAUUUCUCAAAUAUUUAGAUUAAUUGGAGCUGGAUCUUUACAAUAAGAUUUUUAUCCUGGCUAAUUCCGCUUGACUAUGCCUGCAUCUUUUUUCUUUAAUUCUCUAAACUUUUUCUCUAUCUUAAUUCUUACUGUAGACAUUAUUAUGCAACAACUUUCUGAUUUUGCCCAAAAUGAUAUGCUUGAGACGCAACCUUUGCUUUUAGGAUUUUAUAAAUCUAGGCUAAAAUAUUGAUCAUCAAAAUUUGUAAUCUUUUCUCACUCCAGUAUAUCGGAAUGGGGUAAGUCAUGUUUAUAAUUUCUUUGCUGUCAAUUUACUAAAUAAAAUUGUAUGAUUAAUAUCAUACCAACGUUUCGCUCUUGAGAAUACCUUCAGAGUUCAGGUAUUUAACCUUCUUGGUUGGGAAGAUAGGUAACUUUCCUUAGAUAUCAAAAUUCUAUAUAUUUUUAUCUUUAAUUAUGCCUUGAACAUAUCUCAUUCACUAAGAAAGCAUCUCUAGUAAUUCAAAUUCAGAUUAAUAAUAUUGAGCAUAAUUUAAUUUCUCGCUAUAAUUUUUACCAUAAAAACUGACGAAUGGUUAAGAACAGGUUUGAAUAAUAAUAAAUCUGACUAAUUAAGGUGUGUAUUUCCAACAUUAAAAUAUUUUGUCAUCAUUUGUGCAUUUAAUAGCAAAGUCUACCUUUCAUCAUUAUUUUAGAUUUUCAAAAAAUAUGAAUUUUAGAACAUGAUUCCUCUGAUCUCCCUUACCAUUGCGAAUAUUUGUGAAACUAUUUUCUUACAACCCAAAGAGCAAGAAUUUCUGAAAAUGCCAAAGCAGAUGCAUUGGAAUAUGAAAAUUACCCUAAACAUAUAGAAGCCUGGCAACACCUCAGAAUCGGUAAACCAUUGUAAUAUAGAACACUACAAAACAAACAAGUAAAAAAAUGCCCGAGAGAAUGCUAGUAAUUUUUGAUUGAAUACAUCUCUGGAAGAAAAUAUCAAACAAGUCCAGAGACUAAAUUCUGAAAGCAGAAAACUAUAAGAUAAUAAAAUAUUUAGAAUAAGAAAGCUUUUUAGAGAGCACAAAAAAUGGUGAACUUCCAAAAGAAUAUAGAGUUAUUUUGUCCAUCAUUAGCAAGAUCCUGAGAUGUUCAAGAGAGAAGGACUCAGAUCGUAUAGUUAAUCCUUUCCGAACCAUAUAAAUAACUUGAAAUCUCCAUUGAUUGCUAACAAAUUAUUUUAUCUUCUUAACUAUAGCAAAGAGAGCUAUACAAUUACAAAGAUUCAUGAUUAAUCAACAAUAAGUUGCAACUCGAUAUGCCUAUGAACCCAUUCACACAAUAAUGAAAUAAGCUCAUGAAUUUUGGGUUUA